Molecule: messenger RNA, 966 nt
Organism: Arabis nemorensis
Lineage: Eukaryota; Viridiplantae; Streptophyta; Magnoliopsida; Brassicales; Brassicaceae
Source: the annotation of a GenBank genome assembly
AUGGGGAAUCGAGUUGAUAACAAGUUCACUUGGGUCAUUAGGAAUUUCUCCUCUUUGGAAUCUGAGAGAAUCUAUUCUGAUCAAUUCCUAGCUGGUGGCUGCAAAUGGCAUCUUAUUGUAUUUCCUAAGGGAAAUAAGGUUGAUUACUUGUCUUUGUAUCUUGAAGUCGCUAAUUAUGGAUCGUUGCCUUUUGGAUGGAGAAGACACGCACAAUUUCGCCUAUCGAUAGUAAAUCAAAAUUCAGAAUUACUCUCCAAUCUGCGAGUAACACAACACUGGUUUGAUCAGAGUGUACCCGUUUGGGGUUUUAAAUCCAUGUUUCCCUUUACCAAACUUUAUGAAAACAAUGGUGGAUUUAUGAUGAAUGGAGAAGUCAAGAUUGUUGCUGAGGUAGAUGUUCUUCAAGUUGUUGGAAAAUCAUAUGUAUCAAAUGAAGCUGAUGAUGAAUUCCAAACUCCGAAGAAGUUUAAGACAAAUGAUGACGGUGCAAAUUAUAACGAUUUUCUCAACAAGACUCAAGAAAGAAUUGAUGUUAAUGGGUUUCAAGUUCUUUCUUCACAGGUAGAAUCCGUGAGGCGUAUAUUUAAAAGGCAUCUAGACUUUGCAUCGAAAUUUCGUCCAAAAGAGCGAAUNAUGAAGUCGACAUACAUUGAUGUUCUCCUUGGACUGAUUGGAGCACUUUGCCAGCUGCCGCAAGAGCUCUCUGAUGCUGAUCUGAAUGAAGCAUCGACUGCACUGUCAUACGUUGCAAAUGGAGGCUUUAAAGUUGAGUGGUUGGAGAAGAAGCUCAAUGAAGUUAAGGAUAGGAGAAAAAAAGUGGGAGCUGGUAAGGUUCGGGUGCAACUAAUGAAGCAAACGUUGCAGAAACUUAAUCAGAAAGGCUUAGACCUGAAAUCUCUUUUGGAGAAGGAGAAGGCAAAUGUGUCGGCCGCCAAUGUUGCUCUCUCGUUUGAUGAUUUUGUUUGA